This is a messenger RNA of Cololabis saira (Pacific saury), 979 nucleotides long. It is a transcript of the gene dtymk, whose product is annotated as deoxythymidylate kinase (thymidylate kinase). NCBI's taxonomy places the organism in Eukaryota, Metazoa, Chordata, Actinopteri, Beloniformes, Belonidae. Gene Ontology annotation, cellular component: cytoplasm; mitochondrion; cytosol. The record is from RefSeq and is a predicted model, not a curated record. The transcript is spliced from 5 exons. Gene Ontology annotation, molecular function: dTMP kinase activity; ATP binding. Gene Ontology annotation, biological process: dTDP biosynthetic process; dTTP biosynthetic process; dUDP biosynthetic process. The coding region runs from base 112 to 750 and encodes 212 amino acids.
GCACGUCACUCCUCUUCCGGGGUGACGUCACGCCCCGGUUUUUGGCGGGUAAACAGUGAUGAUCCUUGCGCGUUUUUCUUCUUAACAGCAGCACAAACCCCCUGAAACAGCAUGGCCUGUAAGCGAGGGGCUCUCAUCGUCCUGGAGGGAGUGGACAAGGCCGGGAAAACCACGCAGUGCAGUAAACUGGUGCAGGCGCUGCAGGGCAGCGGGCGGCCCGCCGAGAUGAUGAGGUUUCCCAACAGGAGCACCACCAUCGGGCAGGUGAUCAGCUCUUACCUGGAGAAGAAGAGUGAGCUGGAGGACCACACGGUGCAUCUGUUGUUCUCUGCCAACCGCUGGGAGCAGGUGCCUUUAAUGAAGAAGAAGCUGGAGGAGGGCAUCACCCUGGUGGUGGACAGGUACGCCUUUUCUGGGGCUGCUUUCACCAGCGCUAAACCGGGGUUCAAUCUAAAUUGGUGCAUGGAACCUGACGUGGGCCUGCCCAAACCCGACCUCGUCAUGUUUCUGCAGUUGAGCCCGGCUGAAGCUGCUUCAAGAGGUCAGUUUGGAACUGAGCGAUACGAGACGACAGCUUUCCAAAAAGCGGUUCAGCAGAAGUUCGAGGAGCUGAUGAAGGACCCUAACGUAAACUGGCAGGUCAUUGAUGCGUCACAGAACAUCGAGAAUGUUCACAAUGACAUCAGAAACCACAGCCUUAGCGCCAUCAGUGCUGCUCAAAACACGCCGCUUGGGGAGCUGUGGAAGUGAGGCGGAGCCAGGCAUGGUGAAGCUUAUUAUUUUGCACACCGCAUACUUUGCUUUUCCAACUCUUUCCUAAUGUUUUUUUUUAUGAAUAUGAGUAACUUAUGUAAUAUAACACUUUUCAAAAUUGAGACAGGACCAGUUGUUAAAUAUGAUUUUCCUGUUUUAAUACCUCCGAAAUAUCUAUUUGUCUGUCAUUUUUCUUUUAAGUUUGUCAAUAAAUUUCCAAACUUGA